Messenger RNA from Stegodyphus dumicola, 2018 nucleotides. RefSeq names its product transient receptor potential-gamma protein-like. Gene Ontology annotation, molecular function: protein binding; inositol 1,4,5 trisphosphate binding; store-operated calcium channel activity. Gene Ontology annotation, biological process: regulation of cytosolic calcium ion concentration; calcium ion transmembrane transport. Gene Ontology annotation, cellular component: plasma membrane; cation channel complex. The record is from RefSeq and is a predicted model, not a curated record. NCBI's taxonomy places the organism in Eukaryota, Metazoa, Arthropoda, Arachnida, Araneae, Eresidae.
UCUCUUUGAAUCUUCCCAGACACUUUUCUGGGCCAGUUUCGGUCUCAUCGACUUGGACAGUUUUGAACUGACAGGCAUUCAGAGUUAUACCCGAUUCUGGGGGUUGCUGAUGUUUGGUUCCUAUUGCGUUAUUAAUGUAGUGGUGCUGCUCAACCUGCUCAUAGCCAUGAUGAAUCACUCCUACCAGAUGAUAUCGGAACAAGCCGAUGUGGAAUGGAAGUUUGCUCGUUGCAAAUUAUGGAUGAGUUAUUUUGAAGAUGGUGCAACUGUUCCUCCUCCUCUCAAUAUCAUACCCACCCCUAAAAGCGCCUAUUAUCUUUUAAGAUGGUUUUUCAGAAAGUUCUCUUUAAACUCUAGAAAUGCAAGGAAAGAACACCUGAAAACUAUUCGGAGACGUGAAAAGCAAGCAUGCGAAAGAGAUUUUCAAUACCAAACUAUCAUGCGGAACUUGGUAAGGCGUUACGUGACGGAAGAGCAAAGGAAAGCGGAUAAUCAGGGAGUGACAGAAGAUGAUGUCAAUGAGAUAAAACAAGACAUAUCCUCUUUCCGAUACGAGCUCACUGAAAUCCUUAGGAGCAGUGGAUUCAAUACAUCAGCAUCCAAGGGACAAACACAAAGUGCUGGUGGGAAAAAAGGCCGACAAAAGGAACGUCGUCUUAUGAAGGGAUUCGACAUCGGUUUAGUUGAAAGUUCUAUCCAGACAACACCUGAAGUAAGUGUAGACGAAACUGGAACAGGACGAUCCCCUCCUGGUCCCAAGCUAGCUAGAAUAGCUAAACUUGCCACACGAAAAGCAAAGCGGGGUAAAUGGAGCCAUCUAGUAGAGGCCACAAAACACGCUAGGGCUGCAUUCUCUCGAAGUCGUAGCGAUGAGUCUCUCAGCAGUCAAGGCAGUUCGGAACACCCCAGUCGUAUGGAAUGUUCAAGCCGCAAUGGCUCGAGCAGUAGUAGUGGCGGUGGCCCUGAUAAUAUAGCAGAACCCCGACCAGCUAAAAGUCUUGUUGACCUUCCUGUUAUCAAACGUUCUAUUUUCGCAAGAAAAUUCGCCAUUAGCACAUCAAAACUGAGACUUGCUUUUAUGGACUCAGAUAAGUCUUCGUCUCUUGAAAGUCAUCCUGGUGGAUGUUCUAAGAAUAAAGUAGGUGAUAGCAGCGCAGAUAGGGGUCAAGCUCAAAGGACCGUGAGUGCACCUUUCAGCCAAUGGCUGGGAGCAAAAAGCACAUCCAUGGAUCAUUUAGGCAAAGGUAUCUCGUCUGCUGUCAGUCACCAUCACCAUCAUCAUCAUCAUCAAAGUUUGUCUCCCGCCAGGAGUUUGUCUCCAAUACCUAGUUGUGCAAGUUCUAAUGUGCCUACUCCAAGAAGUUCCAUCACAGGACAACAUGAUGCGUGUUCUACCAUGGAUGUAAAUUCACAAAAAGGAUCCAUACCCGGAAGUCCGGCUACUGGAGCUGAUUUACAAGAACAGCAUCAACAAACUACAAAUUCAUCAUCGUCCAAGGUUUUUGUGCCAGGAAGUUUCGGAAUAGAAACUGUAAAUUAUCCACCAACCGCUGGCUGGAUAUGAACGGCGUUACGAAGUCCAUGACAAUUGGUGCUUUGACUCUCUUAACAUGUUAAAGUAAUGCGAACUUGGUUCACGCAUACAAAUGACAGGGUGCUCAUCUAAAACAGAUCACCCUAAUUAAGUUUCCUAGUCUAAAAUAUUAAGCAACACUACGCUAUAUUUUGACAGAAAAAAGAAAUAUAUAUAUAUACAUAUACAUAACAUUAUUGCGCAGCUAUGCUAUUUUAAAUUCAAUAAGCAUUUUAAUAUUAGUUCUUCAUAGUUUUAAAAGGCGUAAUUUUCUAUUAUAUUUCAGAUUUAUCAAACAAAUACCAAAUUUGAAUUAAAGGUAACUUCUGAUGUUGUAUUAUUUAUUUACUUUUUAGAAUUUCAAUCUUCACACCAUUUAUCUGCUUUUGAUUUGGUAAUCAUAAAUUUGUUGGGGUUUUUUAAAAUUAUGCAAAUAUAUUGCUAA